AUGGUGUUCAGUUUGCAUCAAUUCCUCUUCACCAUGUAUGGCCUGCCGGCCGAGACCCACCGCCGGAAACCUGAAGACGAGCGAAAGACCCACCGCCGAGCACUCGCCACGAACGAGGCGUUGCGUUUGAAUGAUGCUCUCUUUGCUGAUCAUGAUGCGAGAUUGGCAAACGCUUCUUUUUUGCCACCUCCUGGCCUAGCUCCUCCAGGUCUGAGCUUGAUGCCUCGCAAGACCCCUUCGGUGAUCUCGGAUGAGCUCUCCACUCAGCUUCGAGAUGACGGGAGCUAUGCGUCCUUCGUGGAUUCCCAGUCCCAGAUCUCCUAUUCCGCAUCACAAGUCUCCUUCUCCUCACGCGUGUCGGAAGACCUCCGCACAUUGGCUUCCAUGGGCCUUUGCGAAUGCAAGCUCUUGGAAGAUGACCUUCGUCAUUUCAGUGCUGUGUUGCUGAGCCGAAUGUCUUCAGCUUGCGUUGCUUUACGAAAAGUUGACGAGGAGUUGGCUGUGGCAGAUGAACAGACGGUGCCCAUGAUCGAGGAGCUCGUGACUUCCGCGGAGUCGCUGGCCAACGAGUUGGUCUUCGUGAGCCAGGAGAUGCUGCCAGCCUUGGUGAGCGACCCUUUGGGAGCAUUGGGCUUGGCAGGAUAUCAGGCAGCACAAGAUAAGCGUGAAAUCUUUAGCGAGCUUGGUCGCAUCAGGAAGCGAGCCAGCAAGCUUCGUGCGGAGUAUCUUCAAGUCCUUGAGCGCAUUCGUUACGUGGCCAAGUGUGUGGAGGCCGUGUGGGGCAACAGCUUGGACAUGGUCGCGCCCGCCGAGGAGUCCAACAAUCUGGAGAUCGGCCUGAACUGUUUGAAUGAUGCAGCCGAUGGAAUGGAAGAUUGUUCAGACUUCUGGAUUAUGAUCCUCAGACUUCCUACUUCUUACACGAAUUUCUCAGGAUUUGGGCUACACAACACCGAGCUGCAGCUUCCAGAAAUUCGAGAGGGAAGACGCAAGAAGUAG
This is a messenger RNA of Durusdinium trenchii, 999 nucleotides long. Lineage: Eukaryota; Dinophyceae; Suessiales; Symbiodiniaceae. The record is from the annotation of a GenBank genome assembly.